GCCAUCAUGAUGUACGUCAGUAUAGGCCUACAUGUAAUUUCCUCAGGAUCGGAAUAAGUUGAUAUGAGGUGUUCUGCUGUCAUAAUUCCUAUAUUGAUUGGUCUUACAAGUUUCCUCUCUAUGUCUCUGAUAUUUCGAGGUGUAUUUCAGAGAAUUCUUCCUACUAAAUUGAAUUUGGGAUUGGUCUUAUCGAGGACGAUGACGAGUAACGAAUCGAGCACCGAGGCAGCAAGCAAGUUGACUGCAGCAUUUGUGACGGUCCCAGGCCCAGAUGCUACAGUUGCUGAAAAGUUGGCCUCAGACAUUGUUGAGCAGAAGUUAGCAGCAUGUGUGAACGUCAUCCCUGGUUUGACCUCUGUGUAUGAAUGGGAAGGGAAGAUCGAGAAGGACCAAGAAUUGCUUUUAAUGAUCAAGACCAAAAGGUCAAAGAUCGAUGAACUCUCAGAAUUUGUGCGCAAAAAUCAUCCUUACGAUGUCGCUGAGGUCAUCAGCCUGCCUAUUGAAAAUGGAAAUCUGCCUUAUUUGCAGUGGGUAGCUAAAACUGUACCGGAAUGAGAUGAAAAAUAUGAACUUUUGCGGAUUCAAUUUUUGUGUAUCAUACAGUGUGUAUUACUGAUGCUACCAAAUGUCUAUACUCUUCAUGAACUAUAACUGAAUUUAGGGCAGUCUUUAUUUCAAAUGAAAAAAGUUACAUUUUGACAACCCAAAACCUUGUUUCUCUAGCUUACAUCAUACGAAACAUGUGCCAAAUAUGUUAAUAUUCUAUCAAUGACUUGGAGUGUAAAUAUGUGAAAGGGACUUGAGAAUAAUGGCAAUUGUUCAACUUUUUUUUUACUUAAUAUAUAAGCUCACAUUCUAGAUCUUGGCAAGGAAAAAGUGAUUAUUACCCUUUUUUUUCUUUUCUAAAUAGGUUCAACAAAUGUGGCUAAUAAAGCUUGUUUAUGGGCUUUAAAGCUGUAAUAAAGGAAAGAAUUGUUAAGAGGGCUGAAUAAAAAUGGGGGGGGGGGGAUAUACAUGACAGUGUAAUGGCACUUUUUUUUACAGGAACUGUCCUGGAUUUGCUGUUAUGAUCGUAGUGAUUUUUAAGUGUUGUUUAGACAUGUAACUUUUUUAAAGAGCUCCGGUGAGAUAUCUAGAACGCUUGAGCUUUCAAGAGCUAAACUGCUCUGCAGUCCUGUGUAUUUUUCUUUCACUUGCAGCCAAAUUUUUAUUUCAAAGUUCAUGAACUCUGAUAUAAAAAUUUGAAUUGUGUAGAAAAAUGUAAUUUGAAAAUGUCUUUUAAAAUGUGGGAAAAUUUGCCAGUCUAAAAGAAGUGUGCGUACCCAUAUAAUUAUAUCUAUUGCGCAGUAGAACUAUGCCUGGUCAAUUUUGUUUUCCUUUACUGCGCAGUAGUCAGUAGUGAAUUUCUUGCCUACACUUUUGACCAAUCAGAGGCCUAGAAUAUAACCUUUACAUGCAGUAGAUAAUGAAAUAAAUACAUGUUCUGUAUUGCCAUCAAUUUGAUUUCAGUUUUCUGAAUCGCUUGCCAGAAGGAUCUACUGCACUUUAUAAGUCCCUUUUGAUUCUAUCUUUAGCACAUUUUGCCUUUCAAGGGCAUUCUUCUCAAAUAGAUGUACUGAAAUUCAUGGCAUUGUAAACAUUUCCUAUCAUUUCAUUUUUGUUCUAUUAUCAUAGUUUUCUUUUUGUUAUGGUUAAAUGCAAAUUGCAAAUAUAUAAUUCGCUGCUUUUAGUCACUUGUUGGACAUUUAUUUUCUGCACCUGCAGAUGUGUAACAAAUAUUGAACAAAUUGGCAUUUUUGACAACUCUUUGUGUUCAAAUACAAUAAGUCUAGUCAUUGAUACUGACUUUACUUUGAAGCACCAUAACCGUCUGUUAAAAAAUAUGAACAUGUUGGAUUGUCAAUACUUAUUUCCUUUAAAUAAAGCCAUGUAAAAUUGGAAAAGGGUAAUCCUUACCUCAUUUUCUCAGGUUUUUGCGGUGAAGAAUCUAUAUUGUUAGUUUUUCUGAAGAACCGCAUAUACCUGUUUAUGAAAAUGUUAGUAGCAAAUAAAGCAUUCAGUGAGAUAUUUCAUAAAAAAAUCAAAAUUAAAUAUUUGUGAUGUAUUCUUAUUUUUGGGGUGCUCUACCUAUUAAGAUAUGUUGAUAGACAUAUUUUGUGUCACUCAUUACAAAAGAAUUAUCACUAAAUUCAAUUGAAAGCAGAAAAAAUGAGGAAAAAAUGGUCUUUAUAAGUUUUGAACGUUGCUCUCAACUAUCUUUGUUGCACUACAAUUAAUUUGUUUAUCCUUUGUGUAAACCAAAGUUACGAAUGAUCAUAUAUAUGUUUUGAACGUUGGAUUGAGAUCAUUAAAUUAUCUAAUUUGAA
Strongylocentrotus purpuratus (purple sea urchin) is the source of this 2366-nucleotide messenger RNA. RefSeq names its product protein CutA homolog. Gene Ontology annotation, molecular function: copper ion binding. The coding region runs from base 64 to 555 and encodes 163 amino acids. Lineage: Eukaryota; Metazoa; Echinodermata; Echinoidea; Camarodonta; Strongylocentrotidae. Gene Ontology annotation, biological process: response to metal ion. The transcript is spliced from 2 exons. The record is from RefSeq and is a predicted model, not a curated record.